AUGGCCGAGAACAGAAAUGAUGCAAGUCUGCACCUGGUCACCAAGCACCUCAGCCUUGCAUCGCCAUUUCCUCACUUUCCCGAGUAUCCAGCUCACUUUUUCCAGCAGCCCCGAUUGCCUCAGCGUCACUAUGUUCUAGUUGAAGCCUCUUCUUCACGCCCUGAUGGCGCUAAGCAACCCAUGGAGCGUUUGUUGUUGCUGGCACUUGACCAGAAAUUCUGCAUUGAUGGAGCUCAAGCAAUGAAUGAGUCGCAAAGCAAGUAUUUUUGGUCACUACGUCAUAAUAUUGCCCUGGCCAGCAAGCGUGCUGGGUCUUUCACACUCAAAUAUGACGUUAGUCUUCCCGUGGAAAAGCUCCCACUUCUGGUUGGUCUUAUCGAGGAGGUCUGCUACGAACGUUACCCCUAUCUUCAUAAUUCUAUUGCAUUUGCAAAAUCCACCAAU
Messenger RNA from Protopolystoma xenopodis, 444 nucleotides. The record is from the annotation of a GenBank genome assembly. Lineage: Eukaryota; Metazoa; Platyhelminthes; Monogenea; Polystomatidea; Polystomatidae.